Apis cerana (Asiatic honeybee) is the source of this 1087-nucleotide messenger RNA. RefSeq lists its product as uncharacterized. NCBI's taxonomy places the organism in Eukaryota, Metazoa, Arthropoda, Insecta, Hymenoptera, Apidae. The record is from RefSeq and is a predicted model, not a curated record.
UUUUCUUCUAAAUUUUUUUCUUUAGUUUUAAUAGUUUUAAUAAUUUUAAUUUUAUUAAUAUUUUUUUAUGUGAUUUUAUGUGAUUAUUUAAAAAUGUUCUGUACUGUUACUUAACACUUUUUCUUCUUUUAUGAUUUGUCUUUGAAAUUAGUAGAAUUCUCAAGGUUCUAAAAUUAGAGAAAUUGUUGUUUAGUGAAAGUAUGUAUGAUCGGCAUAUAGUUCCAUUCUUUCUGGAAUUUUCGACGAAUAUUUUGUUUUACAUUGUAUAUUGUACAAUAAAUAUGUAUAUUAUACAAUGAUAACACAUAUUCAAAGUUUUCAUUUAAUUUAUGACAAAAUAUUAUGAAUCAUAAUAUGGGAUGAUACGAUAUUGAAUAUAAAUUCAAGGAGGAUAGAAGAAAUAUUCAGGAAUUUUAACCAAUUAAGAUGAAUUCAAUAACCUAAGAUUAAAAGAAGGGAUAUGCCAAAGUAAAAAAUGAUUCUUGAAUUCAGAAAGAGAUUUGUGAAUUCCGGUUUUAAAACUAGGAAGAGAUAUUAGCAAUGUGGAAGGGAUAAAAUCUCGGUUUCUCAUAUAUAUAAAAGUCAUUCAGUCUGAAGCAUCCAAAUAUUUUGUUCAAACGAAUAUAUCAAUAUUUCGACGAGAUGAAAUCCUUGUAUUUUUUUAUAUUGAUAACAUUGUUACUUGUUAAUUAUAUUCAUACCUCAUCUGUGAUUAUGCAUGGAGAAAAUCAUGCUUCAGUUAUAAGCAACAAUAAAAUUGAGAAAGAAACAAUAGUUCGUGUUAAGAGAUCUCCUUUAAUUAAAUUACCUUUGUUUGUUGGAGCAACUAUAAUUGGUAAGAAAGCAUUAUUAUUGGGUGGUACUGUUUUUGGAGCUAAAACUCUUAUCGGCGCUGGACUUAUAGGAGCUGGUUUAUAUAAAGCUAAAUAUUAUGGCGGUGGCUAUGGAGAUAAAUAUGCGAGCUAUCAAUAUACACCACCCACUUAUGUUGAAUCAAAUUGGGGCUAAUUCAUGAAUACGCGUGAUGUAAUUAAUAAAUAAUAAAAUAAUUAAUAAAAUAAUAAACAAGAAUAAUUCGAGAAAUAAA